Cyphomyrmex costatus is the source of this 1467-nucleotide messenger RNA. Its product is annotated as transmembrane protein 26. The transcript is spliced from 5 exons. The record is from RefSeq and is a predicted model, not a curated record. Lineage: Eukaryota; Metazoa; Arthropoda; Insecta; Hymenoptera; Formicidae. Bases 1 to 1467 code for a protein of 488 amino acids.
AUGGCAAAAUUCUUGGCAACUAUAAAGGCAAUAAUUACGCGCUUGGUAUUUGCAUCGCAUGGUUUCAUCGCAAUUUGGCAGGUAACGACUUUCAAGAGAAAUCCAUAUUUUUGGUACCUGAGCUGUCCUAUUCUGCUGAUGUUCUUCGAGGGUAUUUUUACGCUCACUAUAAAGGAAAAUCAGGAAUGGAAAUGGUUCUGUCCAUCUGUAUUUUUAUAUCUUAGUAGCGUAGUACCUGCAAUUUGGUUAUUAGAACUGGAUAAAGUAGACAUGAGACUGAAAUCUCGCGGAACGAAUCUCAAUAUAUCAGAGAAUAUCGAUUUAUCUAAUCUGGCAGCUGGUGACUUAAAACAUUUGGAAGAAGCUCUAGGAGUUGAUAUUCGUUUACCGAAUAUACAAAUUUCCACAGAAACAUGGGUUACUUUAAUUGAACAAUUCUUAAUGCUAAUUUUGAUAAUUGGCCGAUGGAUGUUGCCAAAAGGUGACUUGACUCGAGAUCAGUUAAGCCAGCUGCUAUUAGUCUACAUUGGUACUGCAGCUGAUAUUAUCGAGUUCUUUGAUUCCUUCAAGGAAGAUAGAAUAGCAAGAGAGCCCGUACUUGUAUACUUGACAUUAGGCAUUUGGGCAUGGUCUCUGACGCAGUUCACAGUUGUGCUAACUGCCACUAAGUCUAGAAAGUCUCGUUUGUCGUCCGGCAGUGUUACCAGAAAAAAAGUCCGAACGGAAACAAGCUGCUGCAGCAUUGAUGUAUGGGGAAUCGCUCUGAACAUGGUUCUUCAAGACGGACCAUUUCUGGCAUUUCGUUUGAUAUUGAUAAUUCAUUAUCAGAUAGUUAGUUAUAUGAAUAUAUUCUUCACGUGCAAGAACACAUUAGUGAUAUUGCUGCAAUUGUAUCGACUUUAUGUAGUACAAACCGAGAACAAAAGCAAACUGAACAAGAGAUAUAGUAAAAGAGAAAUAUCAAAUAUCAAAAUUAUUUCCCGAGGUGAUAUGUAUAAAGAUGUAAGAAUGAGAACUUUGCGAGAUAAUAAUAAAUAUAAAAAUCGACGUGAUAAAGAUAUAGAAGCAAAUUAUAGUGAAACUGAAGAUUCGAGAGAAGAUAUCGAUAAAUUCGAUUCGUCCCCAAAAAAUAUCGGUCGGUCCAAACGAAAAAAUCGCCAAGACACUGGAUAUUCGACAUCCAGCUCUCAUAAUUCAAAUAAACACGAUAACUCUCACAAGUUUGAAAAGAAGAAAUUAUCACGCAGAGAAGAAACUAAACGUGACAUUUCUAAUGAGAGACGCAAAAGAAGAGGAAACAGAAAGUCUUAUGAAAAAAGCGAGAGGAAGACAAUGAAUAAAAAUAAUAAUAAUUUUGAUAAAAGCUCCAUUCGAAAGUUUGACAGUGAGAAUGAGUCCUCUAGUGAGGAAUUAGAUGACAGUAAAAUCAGCGGAGCCAGUGAUUCGGAAUCCAAUAGAAAGAGGUAA